AUGAGACCGCGAUGGAGAUUAAGGCAGCAGGGCGAACGCACUUCAGCAUCGUCAGCGGUUGUACCUGCGAUGUUUAACAAUCUGAAAGCCCGCACCACUCCGGGUCGCUAUAUCCUAUGGUCAUCCGUGGAUUCCGAAUUGAUUCCUGUUCCCUUACGCAUCCCAAGAGAGUUUUACAUUCACAUGCGUCAACCAAAGGAAAGCAUUCUGCCUCAGGAGCUACCGUUCUUAAACCUGUACAAACUUGCGGUUCACGAAGACACCUAUCAAGAGAUGGGAGAACAUUUCAUUGGCCUUGCUAGCGAUCCAAACGUUGACGGAGUGUUCGAAUUACAGAUACCACUAGCUGUUCGGGCACUUGUGAAACUCGGGAUAUCACAAUGUCUCUAA
Molecule: messenger RNA, 390 nt
Organism: Marasmius oreades (fairy-ring Marasmius)
Lineage: Eukaryota; Fungi; Basidiomycota; Agaricomycetes; Agaricales; Marasmiaceae
Exons: 3
Coding region: 1-390 (129 amino acids)
Biological process (GO): leading strand elongation; nucleotide-excision repair, DNA gap filling; mitotic cell cycle
Cellular component (GO): epsilon DNA polymerase complex
Molecular function (GO): DNA-directed DNA polymerase activity; single-stranded DNA 3'-5' DNA exonuclease activity; DNA binding
Source: RefSeq, a predicted model, not a curated record